Molecule: messenger RNA, 4859 nt
Organism: Coregonus clupeaformis (lake whitefish)
Lineage: Eukaryota; Metazoa; Chordata; Actinopteri; Salmoniformes; Salmonidae
Product: formin-like protein 1
Exons: 26
Coding region: 743-4117 (1124 amino acids)
Biological process (GO): actin nucleation; cell migration; cortical actin cytoskeleton organization
Cellular component (GO): cytosol; actin filament
Molecular function (GO): actin filament binding; microtubule binding; small GTPase binding
Source: RefSeq, a predicted model, not a curated record
UCUGUCUGUCCCUGCUUGGGAUGAUAGAGUAGUUGGCUGUGGACCUCUGCCUCCUUGUCCUCUUCUCUCCUCCUCCGUUAUGACUACCAAGAGACCGGUCAUCCCCAGCAUCGUGUGUGGACACCAGCCAGAAGAGAUUUGCCCCCACCUCCUACCUAUAAGACCCCCCAGGUCUCUUUGCCAGCUAUUGCUGCCACUCAGGAACUAGGGUACACUGCAUGGGAGUUUUUGCACCUCUCCUUCACAGUACGACGCAGGAGCUCUACCGUAAAAAAAAAGAAGGUUUUUUCUUCUCACUUUUCAUUCUUUCUUUUUCUGUUUGAGGCUUCUCUGCAGUUGUGGUAGGACUAGGAAGGUCACGCUCAAACUCUCCUUUCUCCACCGUCUUUCUCUUUCACUCUCCCUCUAUCUCUUGAAGGUUGUUCAUGGCGCACAGGGACAUUACUGACGGGUCUGAGUCAUUUUGCAUCACCACUUCCCCUGUCUGAGAGGAUGAAGGAGUAGGAACAUUGGAGAAGAUGAUUAUUUGGGCUGGCCUGCUUCCCCUGUUCUCAACGGUUGCCAGUCAAUGCCACAUGGAGUCUCAUCUCAACAGGAAAAGUAGUGGAAGGAUAAGUUUUGUUCACCACAACAUUUGAGUUCCAGUGCUGUCUUUACUGUGGAGUCGGACUGGACUCCUGUGGGAUUACUAGGGUUCGUGUCUAUGUGGAAGUAGCUGUGGAGUACCUGGCUCUGUGCAAUCAUGGGCAAUGCGGCUGGGAGUAUGGAGUUUCCAAUGGGGAAGGAGGGGAAGACAGUGUCGGCCCCCCCAGGCUCAGGGACCCCCCAGAAACAGGCGGCGGGGCCCAAGCUUCCCAUGCCUGCCGAGGAGGAGUUAGAGGAGCGCUUCAAUGUGGUGCUGAACUCCAUGAAUCUGCCUCCAGACAAGGUGAAGAUCCUGUGUCAGUAUGACAAUGAGAAGAAGUGGGAACUGGUCUGUGAUCAGGAACGGUUCCAAGUGAAGAAUCCACCCUCUGCUUACUUGCUGAAGCUCAGAAGUUAUCUUGACCAGGGAGGGGUUAGUCGUAAGUUCAAGAGGCGUGUCCAGGAGUCCACACAGGUCUUGAGAGAGCUGGAAAUUUCCCUGAGGACCAAUCAUAUCGGCUGGGCUCAGGAGUUCCUCAGUGAGGAGAACCGUGGCCUGGAUGUCCUGGUUGACUAUGUGUCCUUCGCCCAAUGUGCCGUCAACUAUGACAUGGACAGUUUGGACAACGGGACAGCCACACCGGACAAAUCUGUGGAGGACUUCACGAGGAGUGCCGGUAACUCUCCAAUCCAUGGUGCUUCUAAAGUGGCUCGUUCCUUUACUGUGAGGGCAAAACCAUCAGACAUUCCACCUAUCAACAGAUAUCUGGGAGGAUCCAUUUUGGGGCACUGCCUGCCUGUCAUUGAUGCUUCCAAGAGGAGUGUAUUCAACCCUCUCCACAACAGGAAAGCGAUGAGGAACUCACGCCUCGUCAGUCAGAAAGACGACGUUCACCUCUGCAUCAUGUGUCUACGUGCCAUCAUGAACUACCAGUCUGGGUUUAACCUGGUGAUGACCCACCCGUGUUGUGUGAACGAGAUCACCCUCAGCCUCAACAACAGGAACCCCAGGACCAAAGCUUUAGUGCUGGAGCUGUUGGCUGCUGUAUGUCUAGUGAGGGGCGGUCAUGACAUCAUCCUCUCCGCUUUUGACAACUUCAAAGAGGUAUGUGGAGAGAGGAGCCGCUUCGAGAAGCUGAUGGAGUAUUUCUGCAAUGAAGACAGCAACAUUGACUUCAUGGUGGCGUGCAUGCAGUUCAUCAACAUCGUGGUCCACUCAGUAGAGAACAUGAACUUCAGGGUCCAUCUGCAGUAUGAGUUUAGCCACCAUGGCCUGGAUGACUAUCUGGAGAGGUUAAAGUUCACAGAGAGUGACAGGCUGCUGGUGCAGAUUCAGGCCUACCUGGAUAACGUGUUUGAUGUGGGGGCUCUGCUGGAGGAUGCAGAGACCAAGAACGCCCUGUUGGAACACAUGGAGGAGCUGCAGGACCACAAUGCACAGAUAAGCAGCAGAUUGCAAGAGAGUGAGAGGGAGGCGUUGGAGACAGUGUCAGAGUUGGAGAAACAUCUCAUCCAGACCACCAAAGAGGUGGAGCUCCUAAAGGAGAGUCUGCGUGAGUCCUGUGCCCAGGUGACCAUUCUACAACAGAGGGAGAUCGAGAGAGAGAUAGAACGAGAGACGGAAAGAGAGAGGGAUAGAGAUCGUUCGGCCCAUGCCUUGGCGGAGCUGGAGGAGAAAGUUCAGGGGCUUGUGGACCAGGGGCUGAUUCAAAUGGAGCGCUCGUCCUCGGGACACCUGGACCUCCAUGUGGUCCCUAUCAUCCUUCCUGUUUCCAUCCAUGCUGAAACAGAACAAAUCACGACUGUUGAUGGUCCUGUGGCCCCUCCCACAUCUGUAGUUCCGCCCCCACCCCCUGCUCCUCCAUUACCUGGUGCAACAGAGGUCACGGCACAAGCUCCUCCUCCCCCUCCUCCUCCACCUCCUCCUCCUCCUCCUCCCCCUCCAUGCUCGACGGCACCACCUCCUCUGCCCCCCCCUCUUCCAGGGGGUGGUAUAGCCCCACCACCUCCAAGCGUUGGAAUGCCCCCACCAUUUGGGGGUAUGCCUGACGGACACACUGGUAACAGAAACAAGAAGUCCAUUCAGACUAAGUACCGUAUGCCUUCAUUCAACUGGCAGGCCCUCAAACCCAACCAGGUGGCUGGAACCAUCUUCAAUGAGCUGGAUGAUGAGAACGUGUUGGGGGAGUUGAACAUGGAUGCCUUUGAGGAGCAGUUUAAGACCAAGGCCCAGACAGCCCCGGCUGACGUGGGGACUCUGAGAGCGAAGGUGGCCCAGAAGGCCCCCAGCAAAGUGUCCCUACUGGAGCCCAACAGAGCCAAGAACCUGGCCAUCACCCUGCGCAAGGGAGGCAUGGCGACCUCAGACAUCUGCACAGCUAUAGAGACGUAUAACCAGGAAGUUCUGAGCCUGGACUUCCUGGAGCUGCUGGAGCGUUUCAUCCCCUCAGAGUACGAAGUCAAGCUCAUCCAGAACUACGAGCGAGAUGGGAGGCCCCUGGACGAGCUCCCCGAGGAGGACCGCUUCAUGGUGUGCUUUGGCAAGAUCCCACGGCUGACCCAGCGCAUCAGAACACUAACCUUCAUGGGCAACUUCCCCGAAAGCAUCCAGCUCAUCCAGCCGCAACUCAACGCAAUCAUCGCUGCCUCAAUGUCAAUCAAGUCCUCUAGCAAGCUGAAGAAGAUCCUUGAGAUCAUCCUAGCCUUUGGAAACUACAUGAACAGCAGCAAUAGAGGAGCGGCCUAUGGGUUCCGCCUGCAGAGUCUCGACUUGCUCUUAGACACUAAGUCCACAGACCGGAGACAGACUCUGCUGCACUUCAUAGUGAGCAUCAUCCAGGAGAAAUACCCUGAGCUCCAAGCCUUCCACAGCGAGCUGCACUUCAUGGACAAAGCUGCUGUGGUGUCCCUGGAUAGCAUUCUGCAGGACGUGCGUGCCCUGGAGAGGGCCAUGGAGGUGACCCGGAAGGAGUUUGCCAUACAGGAAGACAACCCUGUGCUGCAGGAGUUCCUCACCAGCAACAAUGACCUGCUGGACUCUGUAGUAGAAGAUGGCAAGACUGCCAAGGAUGUGUAUGAAUCAGUAGUGGAGUACUUUGGAGAGUACCCUAAAACCACACCUCCCUCCAUGUUCUUCCCCAUCUUCGUGAGGUUCAUCAAGGCCUAUAAGCAAGCAGAGCAGGAGAAUGAGCAGAGGAAAAAGCAGGAUGUGUUGUCCAGCGAAGGGAGGACAGGGCCACCGCCGACAUCAGCUAAGCCUGAAAUACCACAGAAGCAGGUACCUAUGAUGCCCAAGCUGCCCCAGAUGGACCUGAUAGCGGAGCUGAAGAGGCGGCAGGUGACCCCCCUGGUCCGGGAGGGCAAGGAUGGAGCCAUCGAGGACAUCAUCACAGACCUGAGGAACCAGCCGUACAGACGGACAGACGGGUCCCGAGUCAGCGCCAAGUGGAAGCCCGGGCAAAAGCUCCUAGUCUCUUCCGAUAUUUCCCUGUGAGACACUACACACGCACGCACACACACACACGCUCCAUUCAAAUAAUCACUCUCAUUUAAUGGAUAUAGAGUGCACACAAACUUGAAAUAUCUCCCCUAGACUUAACUCAGCAUGGCAGGUGAUUGGUUCUAGCUGUUGGUCAGCCCACAGCAAACCUCACGGUUGACUGCCUGCUCUCUAAGUAGAGCUUUAGGUAUAUUAGACUGUGAGGUGCUGUUUCCUAAUAUUUCUCUGAUCCCCAACAAACACCUACAGUAAAUACACUCUAUUUCACUGUAAACACUUCCUAUUUCUACAUACUGCUAAAGGAUUAAGGGCUUGGCCGUGGAUGGACUUUACAGUUCAACGGCAUGAUUUAAAUGAGAAUCACCAUCAUUCUCUACAAUCUUCUUUAGAGCUUUUGGACACGUAUAUGGCAGGUUGAACACUGGGACUGUGUACAUAACAAUCAGUGAAAGCUAGACAAGACCCAACAUUUGUAUGUCAUAUUAAUAGCUUAUUCUAUUUGGGGUACUCAGACGGCUGCAAACUGUCAAUCCCAAUAACUGCCGUAUCUGGUGUAAAAGCAUGAUGACCUGUCUGUCUGUCUAUCUGCCCUAGGACUAGUAGGAAUACAGCUCAGGACGGAGCUUAGAACAAGAUUUGUACUGUAUUAAAAUUAUUUUUAAUAUAAAGGUGUAUGGAUAACCCUUUCUUUGUUUCACUAUUUUGGGUGUGAACUAAUAAAUAUUUUAUACUGUGA